Molecule: messenger RNA, 2139 nt
Organism: Aphidius gifuensis
Lineage: Eukaryota; Metazoa; Arthropoda; Insecta; Hymenoptera; Braconidae
Gene: Mrm2
Product: rRNA methyltransferase 2, mitochondrial
Exons: 2
Coding region: 149-889 (246 amino acids)
Biological process (GO): RNA methylation
Cellular component (GO): mitochondrion
Molecular function (GO): rRNA (uridine-2'-O-ribose)-methyltransferase activity
Source: RefSeq, a predicted model, not a curated record
CAAUUCACAUAAACACAAUGUGUUGAUAAAUAUUUUAUAUUUUUUAAAUAAUAAUUUAUAUAUUGUGUCAUUAAAAAACAUUAUUCAACAAGAAGAAAAAACAAUAAUAAAAAAACAACUGUGACAACAAGUAAACCAAGUUAUUAAAAUGGAAGCUUUUGUAAAAUUAAUCCAAAAAAGAUGUAUUCAUACAUGCAAAGUUAAUUUAAGCAAUAAAAUGCCAUCAAAUUUAAAAGGCAAGAGUGCAAGUUCCCAAAGAUGGUUAACACGUCAAUUACAAGAUCCAUAUGUUGAAAAAGCCCGACAAGAAAAUUAUCGUUGUCGUAGUGCAUUUAAAUUAAUUGAAAUAAAUGAUAGAUUUCAAAUAUUUAAACCAGGACAAAUUGUUGUUGAUUGUGGUGCUGCACCAGGUAGUUGGACUCAAGUUGCUGUUAAAAAAACAAAUUCAGAUGGUAAAAUAAAUAAUGAACUAAUUGGAAAAGUAUUUGCAAUUGAUAGAUUACCAAUUCAUCAUAUUGAUGGUGCAACUAUUCUUGGUAAUCAUGAUUUUACCAAAAAAACAUCACAAAAAGAAUUAGCAAAGCUAUUAGACGGUUCACUUGUUGAUGUUGUUUUAUCAGACAUGGCACCAAAUGCAACUGGUGUUAGAUCAAUGGAUCAUGAACUAAUCAUUAAUUUAGCAUAUGCUGCAUUAAAAUUUGCCAUACAAGUAUCAACAAUUAAUGCAACACUUAUUGUUAAACUUUGGGAUGGUGGUGAGGCACAACAAUUUGAAAAAGAUACUGCUAAAUUUUAUAAAACAAUUAAAAUUGUUAGACCAGGUGCAACAAGAGAUGAAUCAACUGAAAAAUUUAUUCUUGCACGUGGUUUUAAUGGAAUUCAAAGAUAAUAAAUUUUUUUUUAAUUUGUACAUAGUAAAAUAAACAAACAAAGGUAAAUAAAUUUAAUAAACAUUAAUUUUUUAAUUUAUAAUCUCAUCUUUUUCAUUUAAUUUUUGUUUUACGUUCAAAAAUUUUAUAUAAUUAUUUUUUGACAUGCACACAUUUACAUCAAUCUAAUUAUUAUAUAUUUUCGUUUAUUUCAAUUCGAUGUUUUUUUUUUUAGCGUUAAAUAAUACAACGAUUUAUAAUCGACACAAUUACUAUUAUUUUUCUUUCGACAGACAAUAUUUUUAUAAUGUUUUUUUUGUUGUUAAAUAGUUUUUAUUGUUGUUAAAUAUUGAGAUUUAACUUAGCUUAUAUAUUCGGUAAUACAUGGUAUUUUGUUUUGUUUAAAUUAAUUUAUUAAAUAUAUACAAUUAAUUAGUUAAUUACUAUGGAUAAUUAAUUUAUUUAUUUACACAAAUUGACAGACAAUCGGAUAUGUUUAAUGACAUAUUUAAAUACUAUUAAAAUUGAUGGGAAUAAGAAGACUUGUAACAUGAUGAAAUGAUGAUUUGUUAUUUACUAAUUUAAUAUAUUUAUUAUUAUUUUUUCUUCAAUCGAAAUUAUCAAGUUAUUGGCCGCAAUGUCAAAUUAAUAAUUCAUAUUUUUUAAUUAUUAUUAAUACGUGAAUAUAAUAAUAAUAUUAGAUGCAAAAUUUUGUUUGACUCAUUUUGCAAUUUAGGCAAAUCAUCAUUUAAAAUUACAAGCUGAUUUUAACAGUUAACACAUUUAACGAUUAAUACAUAUUUGACUUUUUUUAAAUUAAUUUUAAAUUUUUAUUAUAAAUUUAUUAAAUGUUUUUAAAUAUUAAUUUAUAGUAUUUUUUUUUAUUAUUUUAUCAUGAAAAAUCGUCUGUAUAAAUCAGUCGUUCUAUUGUUUUUUUUUUUUUUUUAAAAAACAAAAAACAAUUGUUGCACUUGGCCUUUUUAUCUCAAAUCUGAAACAUUUAAUUUACACCUGAUUAAUUACAAACAGGUUGAAAAAUUUGUAUAAAAAAUCAUCGAGCUUUUUAAUUAUUUUUACCACAUCUAUUAAUCUCAAAUAUUCAAAUUAGCUGAUGCAUCAGUCUUGAGUGUGCGUGCUAGAUAAACAAUCUAUCUAUUUUUUUUUUUUUUUUCGUUAUUUUUUUAAGUAUAAAUUUUUUUUGUGCUGCACCAGCGCUUAAUUUACGUUUGGCUUUUAUUUAAAUAACAAAUUGAAAAAAAAAAAAAUUAAG